AUGGACAUCCGAUUCGGCGGCCGCGGACGCAGCAAUUCCCGCACAUCCAGAUAUGAUGUGCUUGGUACCGACAGCAAUCACGGCGAUAACACCAUCAACGAUGAAAAUGACGCUUACGAUGCUGGCAAUUCAGUCAUGGAAGCGCCUUUUUCUCCGACAAUCACGAAAGGGGACCCUGUGCACAGUCUGAGCAAUGUCAAGACUCCCGUUCGGUCGUUUUACCAUAGAGCUUUUCAUGGGUCUUUAGAUCCUGCGCAAUAUUCUUCUCAUGGCGUUCGUGAGCAGACCGCAGAGCUUGCUUCGCUCGCCAUCUCCGAUGCAGACACUAAUCUGUCUGCUGCUUCUGCGCCUCCUUUAAACGAUUCUAUUCCCCCAGGUCUGGAUAUCUUCCGAAAGCAAGACGCAGGAAGACACAGGGCUAGUAGUCAUGGUGCUGCUGACGGCAUCUUACCACCAACUGCAAACGACUUUGAUAUAUCUGCUCGAUUUGAGGCGUCGUCAAUGUCUUCUCCACCGCCGCUGUCGACUUCCAAUCUGACGGCAAUUUUGCGCAGCUCUCCACCUAACGCGAUCGAAAACCGGCCAGAGACCAGUUCAUCUGGGAACGACACCGACUCGAGAGGCGCCGACUCCUCGAGCCAUGUAGACGGGGCCGAGGAGGAGAACCAGCCGGAUGAAGGAACAGCGCUCAUCCGCAAGAGGACGCUAUCGAAGAGCUACAAUUACGGGACUACAGCAGGAGACAUGGAGAGUCAACCUAUAUAUAUUUACGAUGGCCGGAAAUCAUUCUUGCACGAUGUAUACUCUAGGACCAAGAAGGUUUUCUACAUCACUACGCACCCAAAGUCCUGGGACCGCCACAUCAUAUGGGAAGAAGGCGUCGUCCGUCCUAUCAGUCUCCUUCCUGCUGUGUUUUUGGGACUGCUUCUCAAUAUACUUGACGCCUUAUCCUACGGCAUGAUUCUGUUCCCUCUCGGUGAAGCCAUAUUUUCCGACUUGGGCUCCGACGGUAUAUCCAUCUUCUAUAUCAGUACGAUUAUCUCGCAGUUGAUUUUCUCGUCCGGAGCGUCCGUGUUUAAAGGCGGAAUUGGUAGUGAGAUGAUUGAAGUUGUUCCCUUUUUCCAUAAGAUGGCCUUUAUGAUUCUCAAUCGAGUCGGUGAAGAUAAUCCUCGAGCCGUUCUUGCGACGACGAUUCUGUCUUUCUCGCUCAGCUCGAUAUUGACAGGAGUCGUUUUCUUUCUCAUGGGCGUGUUCAAGCUGGGCUCGCUGAUAGGGUUCUUCCCUCGCCAUAUUUUGAUCGGCUGCAUCGGCGGAGUCGGAUGGUUUCUGGUAGCUACCGGAGUCGAAGUCUCUGCGCGAUUGUCGGGGUCUUUGGAGUACAAUCUGGAGAUGUUACGUCAUCUUUUCCAGCUUGAUACAUUGUUCCUGUGGACGGUACCACUUGCACUUGCUAUUAUUUUACUGGUUGUGAAACGUUUCGUUAAAUCCAAUUUUCUGGUUGGGGGAUAUUUCAUUGUGGUGGCUGUUUUGUUUUACGUUGUCAAAUUCAUUGCACGUAUUGAUAUGCAUACUUUGCGCGCGGGAGGUUGGGUGUUUGAGCCGCCAGCGGCGUCUAAUCCGUGGUGGCAUUUCUACACGCUUUAUGACUUCGAUGUUGUCAACUGGCCUGCUCUGGUUGAUACGAUACCUGCCAUGUUUGCACUUACCUUCUUCGGCGUUCUGCACGUUCCUAUCAAUGUCCCAGCUCUGGGAAUAUCAACUGGAGAAGACAACUUGAGUGUUGACCGGGAAUUGAUCGCACACGGCAUUACAAACACAUUAUCAGGUUCUGUUGGGAGUAUACAGAAUUAUCUUGUAUACACCAACAGCCUGCUGUUCAUUAACAGCGGCGGCAAUUCUAGACUGGCUGGUAUUAUGCUGGCAGCAGCUACGGCUGGGAUCAUGGUCGUUGGGCCGGUUAUCAUUGGCUACAUCCCAAUUCUUGUCGUCGGAGCAUUGAUCUUCAUGCUCGGUAUAGAGCUAUUGGAAGAAGCCUUGGUAGAUACCUGGGGCAAGCUACACCGGUUAGAGUACCUGACCGUCGUCAUCAUUGUAGUGACGAUGGGUGCAUGGGACUUUGUUAUUGGAAUCUUUGUUGGUAUCAUCCUAGCCUGCGUUAGUUUUGUGGUACAAACUUCACGCAAGUCGGCGAUUCGAGCUACUUAUUCUGGUGAAUUCACCGCGUCAACGGUCAGACGACCUCCAAUUCAGCAAAAGUUUCUAAAAGAAGCCGGACGGCAGACGUUGAUUAUCAAACUGUCUGGAUUCUUGUUCUUCGGGACGAUAGUCAAUGUUGAAACGACGGCUCGGGGUUUGAUUGAUGAAGAAGCUUUCACGAGACAGCCGAUAAGGUUUUUGGUUUUAGACUUUUCGCGCGUGAACGGUCUAGAUUUCUCAGCUGCCGAAGCUCUGACGCGGAUCAAUCGGAUACUGGGAAAAAGAAACGUGCAGGUGUUGAUUUCUGGAUUAGACGUUCAAGGCGAAGUGGGCAAAAGUCUACAGAAUGUGGGACUAUUUGCCGACGAGAGUCAAGUCCAGAUAUUCGAGGACCUGAACUCGGCGCUCGAGUACUGCGAAAAUGAGUACCUCAAGGUUUUCUAUAACCGCAAGGAGGCGCUUACGGAACAACAACAACAACAACAACAACAACAACAACAACAACAACAACAACAACAACAACAAUUUUCUAGAACAUCUCUGGAGGUACCUAGCAGCACGCUGCCUACUGGUCCGUCAACGCUUUUAGACCCAUACGGCCAUUCGCCACGGCGUAAUUAUCUGCAACAAGCCGCGCUCACUACACUUCGCGAAGAUCAAACGGCAGCGAACAUCGCACAAAAAUGGACCACAUUCCGCCAACCACUGCCACUUCUACUCCAAACCUUCCACGAUCUCACAACCCAUCAAUCGGAAGACUUUUGGUACCCAGCAUGCGCCUACUUCCAGCGCGAGACCUACCCCAAGGGUACAGUGCUAUACUAUGAAGGCGACGAGCCAACGAUGUUCUAUCUCCUAGAAUCAGGCAUGCUCCGUGCAGAAUACGAGCUUCCUCAGGGCCGGUAUUCAGAGCUCAUCGUCGCGGGCCGACCAUGCGGAGAAUUACCAUUCUUCGGCGGUACACCGCGCACCGCAACCGUCAAAGUCGACCAGGACUGCGUGGCGUGGUGUCUGGAUCGAGAACGGUGGGCGGAACUCCAGGCUGCAGAGCCGGAGAUUGCGCAGGAGUUGUUGAUGGUUGCGCUCAAGUUGACGGCGGAGAGGAUGGAUAGUAUUACCUCGCAUGUCCUUGCGAUAGCCGGUUGA
Talaromyces marneffei is the source of this 3342-nucleotide messenger RNA. RefSeq lists its product as uncharacterized. The transcript is spliced from 4 exons. Bases 1 to 3342 code for a protein of 1113 amino acids. NCBI's taxonomy places the organism in Eukaryota, Fungi, Ascomycota, Eurotiomycetes, Eurotiales, Trichocomaceae. The record is from RefSeq and is a predicted model, not a curated record. Gene Ontology annotation, cellular component: membrane.